Aspergillus wentii DTO 134E9 is the source of this 1306-nucleotide messenger RNA. RefSeq lists its product as uncharacterized. NCBI's taxonomy places the organism in Eukaryota, Fungi, Ascomycota, Eurotiomycetes, Eurotiales, Aspergillaceae. The coding region runs from base 61 to 852 and encodes 263 amino acids. The record is from RefSeq and is a predicted model, not a curated record. The transcript is spliced from 3 exons.
GUCAGAUUUCUCUUCCAACCUCUCCUCCUCCCGCUAUUUUCAUCUCCAUGCCAGGCGACAAUGGCAACAACAGCAGCAGAACCGACGAUUACACUUUCGCCAGGAUGGCGACCCACCGAAUACGGCUGUCUGCGACAAAACGACUUCUGGAUUUGGGAUUACCCCGACCCCGGUGAGAAGCGCACGGUGCUGGGUGGGCCGUCGCAGGCGACGAACUGCUUCCCGUCUUCGACGUGGAUGUCAACGGGUGCAUAUGCUGGUACUGCAUGUCCGUCUUAUUACACGUCUGCAUGUCAGGGAAAUGAUUCCACUGCCGCCGUAACAUGUUGUCCAACGGUCUAUUCGUUCGAGUGCGUCAGCGCAAAUACAAAACUCCGCGAUUCCUAUUUCCCGUGUAUCUCGCGAUGGCAGUCGACGGGGAAUGUGACACUGACACGGACGGUUUUCGCAUCGAAUACGAUUACUUUUAACCCAACAACUCUGAAUACGAAUGUGCAUUUGUUUGCGUUGGGUGUGGCUUAUGCGACUCCGACAGCAACAGAUACAAACGCAGACUCAGACCCAACAUCCUCCUCCACCUCCACCUCCAGUCUCUCCGAAUCCAAUUCCACGAAUAACUCGUCGAUAAGCGGAGGCGCAGCGGCGGGGAUAGGCAUCGGAUCAGCCGCUGGUGUCGUUUUGAUCGCGGCACUGGCAUGGCUUCUCUACCGUCGCAGAAAACCUUCCAAGACCAUCCCCCCUCAAACGAAUACAGGCUACACUGGCAUUGCCGAUGCGUCAAAGGUCGGGCAGAGAUAUGAACCGCCUCAAGAGCUACCGUCGCGUACGCCGAGGAGAGAACUUGAGAGUUGAUAAUGCCUUUUUUUUCUCUCUUGUUCUUUUCGUGGAGGGGUACAAUGAAGUAAGAAAUUUCUAAUAAAUAAUCCAGAGAUACCAUAAUCAAGCGAAAAGGAGUUUUUGGCCAAUGGUUUAUCUGAGUAUAUACGGAGGUAGAGAAGGGGUCAAGUUAUAACAUUGAAGCUAUCUAUUCAUGAUCAACUUGUCUGAGUAAAUGAUAUUGCACAUCAGAGUAAAGAAAGUAAAUAUAAGUUCUCUGCCAAGGUAGAAAGAAUGUUUAGCAAACAGCCAUGAGCUAUCACAGCAUCCCCAACGCCACUAUCUAGUACAAAGGCAUGUCAUACGCAUCAAAGGUGAACUUCCAAGUAUCAAUCGAAGCCUGGUCAUACACACACUUCAUAUGCUCGCCAUUGUUAACCCACAAAGGACGAAGCGGCCAAGUACACAACUGCGCAUUCUGAUCCUCAUA